AUGUCAGACCCUUCAAUCCGUACUCUUAUCUACUCAUGCAAAACCAUCGCUCACCUUCACCAGCUUCACGCUCGCAUAAUCCGACAAGGUCUCGAGCAAGAUCACUUUAUUAUCUCUAAUUUUCUCAACAUUUCUACUUCUAUAACUUAUUCUACUUCAGUUUUUAACAGUGUAAAUUCUCCCUCUACUAUUCUUUAUAAUGUAAUCUUCAAAUUCUAUGCUCAUAAGUGUCGUUUUGAGGAGGCAAUGUCGUUGUAUGUUCGCAUGAAGAAGAGUGAAUACGCGUCGCCUGAUAAGUAUACUUAUCCUCAACUUAUUAGGUUGUGUUCGAAUGAUCGUAGGUUGAAGGAAGGUGAGGGUUUUCAUGGGUCGGUGAUAAGGAUUGGGUUGGGUGAUGAUUUGUAUGUUGGGUCUAGCUUGGUCGAUUUUUAUGGUAAAUGUAAGGAAAUAUUGUCUGCACGUAAGGUGUUUGAUGAAAUGCCUCAACGAAAUGUCGUUUCUUGGACUGCGAUGGUGGUUGGGUAUUUGAAUGUUGGGGAUAUAGGUAAUGGGAUGAGAGUGUUUGAUCAAAUGCCUGAGAGGAAUGUGAUGUCUUGGAAUGGUGUCAUUUGUGGGUUGGUUAAAGCUGGGGAUUUGAGAAAUGCUAGUAAGGUGUUUGAUGAAAUGGGUGAGAGAAAUGUUGGUUCCUUUACCGUUAUGAUUGACGGGUAUGCUAAGGCUGGGGAUAUGAUAUCUGCUAGGGAGUUGUUUGAGAAAGCUCCUGAGGUUGAUAUUGUUGCAUGGUCAGCGUUGAUUUCGGGUUAUACUCAGAAUGGGCAGCCUGAUGAGGCUGUUAAGAUGUUUCUUGAGAUGGAGUUGAAGAAUGUUAUGCCUGAUGAGUAUGUAAUGGUAAGCUUAAUGUCAGCUUGCUCUCAGUUGGGUAGCUUGGAUUUAGCUAAAAGGGUUGAUUGUUAUUUAAGUCGAAGCUCAAUUGAUAUUGAGCAAAGUCAUGUUAUUGCUGCUCUGAUUGACAUGAAUGUUAAGUGUGGGAAUAUAGAUAGAGCUAAAACAUUGUUUGAGCAGAUGCAUAGUCGGGACUUAGUUACAUAUUGCUCUAUGAUACAUGGAUUGUCCAUUCAUGGUUGCUCUAAGGAGGCUGUUGGAUUAUUUAAUAGGAUGCUAAAUGAGAAGGUAAUUCCAGAUGAGGCAGCAUUUACUGUUAUUUUGACAGCGUGUAGUCGUGGGGGUCUUGUCGAGGAGGGCGUUCACUAUUUUGAAACCAUGAAAGAUAAGUAUGUUAUGAGUCCUUCUCCUGAUCAUUAUGCGUGUAUGGUUGAUCUUUUUAGUCGGUCAGGACAGCUUAGAGCAGCUUAUGAGCUUCUAAAGUCAAUGCCCGUGGAGCCUAAUGCAAGUGCUUGGGGUGCACUUCUUGGGGCUUGUAAGCUGGAUGGCGAGGUUGAGUUGGGGAAGGCUGUUUCCAAGCAGUUAUUUGAGCUUGAACCAGAAAGUUCCGGUCCUUAUGUACUCUUGUCCAAUAUCUAUGCUGCAGCUGAUCAAUGGCUAAAUGUUUCUGUUGUUAGGGACGCAAUGAAGGAGAAAAGAGUUAAGAAAAUAGAAGGCCGCAGCUGGAUAUAGUAUUAAAGAUAUGAACAUUUGGGAUCCCUUCAAUGACCCCACUUAGAAUGGAUCGAUCUGGAACUGACAGCCGUCAUAGAGGAUCAUCAUCAGCAUCUCAAAAGCUGAGGCUUACCCAUUGCUAUGUUGGAGCAUCUUGAUUCUGUUAGCAAUGCUAGUUUUUUUGGAGACUGAGACUAGAUCUCCUGCUCAAACUCGUAUUGGAUCUGCUCUUGCAUUGAAGCCUCAUUUGAAGGAUGUUAGUUAUGCUUUUGACGACAUCUAAAGAACUACUGAAAAUUAUCAAGUGUGUAUGGGGUAAUGAUAAUCGGCGUGACGGCGUCAUCAAGCACGUCUCUUAUAUCAGCCUUACAUGCUGAGCUUGAAAGCAAUCAAAGUGGCAGCCAACUGAGGCUGCUGUUGGUGGUGGUGUUUUUAGUCCUAAGGAGAGACCUGGCAGGCCUAAGAAGAAAUGCUGUACAAAAUUUGCUCUUUUCACGGGGAGCAUGAAGGUGGAUGUUAUUCAUAUUUGUUUUAGUGGACUAUUUACUACCCCUAUAUUACUAGGUACCGCCUCCUUUUUGCCUAAAUAACUUUUUCCUAUACUUUUACCUUUUUCUAAUUCUAAAUUCACAUUCAAAUUCUCUCAACUCACAUUCAAACACGAAGAACGGAUAACAAAAAUCUCGGGUGAAAAUGUUGGAAUCUAACCGAAGAAGAGGACGAGACACACUAAUUGGCAUCAUCUCUUAGAGUAGCACACAUCGUCUCAACAUUCCAUCCCCACACACUUUGAAUGAGGCUGAUAAUAUGUUGAAGAAUGAUAGUGGUGAUCAUAAGGAGGAAGCUCAUAAGGAGGAGCAGGAGAAGGAGGAGGACGAACGUCAUGACUUGAGGUACAAACAUCGACAUUUGUGGCAUACGUAAAAUCCUAAGGAUAAGUUGAUGGAACAAAUGUUUCUCCAUAUGCAGCGGGUGGUGCAAUACCAUCAUUGUCAUCAUCAUCACCACCCCCGCUACUACUUGUACUAAGUCCAGCCAGAUUAUUUUGUUGAGUAUUAGAAGGUUGAGUUGCGGGUUCAUCAUCAUCUGAUAGCUAAUUCAUAUUUUGUCCAUCAAGUAGAGGUCUCUUCCUAAAAAUAUAAUCAAGAAGGAUGGUCGGGAGAGGAGCAAUUAUGUGACCGAAUCAAGUAGAGAUCUUGAAUCAAUUCAAGAUUAAGAUGUUGGAGAUCAUUUUUUUUGUUGUUGCUUCUUUUGAAUCAGAUUAUUAAAUAUUGUAUUCAUAUGUUCGUUUUGAAUUUUUUUUUUCUGGAAUUAUUAGUUGUAAUUUCAAUCUAUGUUGUAUUAUGAUUAAUAAAGUUCAUCUAGUAUGAAUAUAAUUUUUUUGUUUUUUUUUAUGAAA
This is a messenger RNA of Mercurialis annua (annual mercury), 2995 nucleotides long. Its product is annotated as putative pentatricopeptide repeat-containing protein At5g37570. NCBI's taxonomy places the organism in Eukaryota, Viridiplantae, Streptophyta, Magnoliopsida, Malpighiales, Euphorbiaceae. The record is from RefSeq and is a predicted model, not a curated record. The transcript is spliced from 6 exons. Gene Ontology annotation, molecular function: protein binding; RNA binding. Gene Ontology annotation, biological process: RNA modification. The coding region runs from base 1 to 1614 and encodes 537 amino acids.